AUGGCGGGGUUCGGGGACCCAAACACGAGUAUUGCGCAGCCGUACACUAUUGCACCUCCACAGCCAGCAGCGCCCUCGAGACGAUCGCUUCCAAAUGGACCAUGCAACUUUCGCGACGCGACCGUAGGACAAUGUGGGUGUGAUCAGUUCUGGGACAAGCUCAGCGCCGAGCUUCACGAUGAGAUUGCAGCGCCUGGGACAAGCAGUGAGCGCUCUACCUGGUGUGUCUGUGGACACCAUGCUUGCUUCCAUUUGAAGGCAUCGCGUGCGCCCGAACGACGUGUGCCCUCAAUAGACAUUCCGCGACGGCCAUUACAUGCGACCUGUAACGGCCAAGGUCAAUUGGCCUCUGGAGCGCAAUGCGAUGCGCAUCCUGCUAUUAGACACGCAGACGAGAACCGUUCGCCUGGAGAUCAGGCCAUACGCAACGAGCGCAUCCUCUCGGAGCCCAGUUUCGGCGCGCGAUAUCUACAGCAGACCUCACAAGCCUUUGGGUCUGGCCGCAUUGCACAAAGUCAGGACACUCCAUCGCAGAUCAGCACGACUGGUCUCCCUGGAAUCCCUUCAGUGUGCUUGCUAUCUCGUGACCAGCGUCCAGCGACUAACAAUGAAGCUAGGCAGGGCGCAAACCAGUCGCGCCAAACGCUCGCAGGCCUCGGUCUGUCCAUGAUGCAUUUAGAGAGUAUGGGCCAGAUUAACUGUCAGCAGCAGUCGCCUACAUCGACCGUACCAGACGAUUUCAACGUCGCGCAGGCUCCGCAAAGACCCUGCAGUGCGCCCGGGGGCUCGACCAGAGCAAACUCGGUCCACAACGAAGCGAACGUAAACAGUCCAUCGCGUGGCAUUCUCGAGCAUGUUUACGAGUUCAAUCGCCAAAUACACCUUGAUGUACCGGGCGAUACAAUCCCAAAUACAUACAAUCCUGAAUACGUACAAAGUGUUACCGAAGCCGCUACUCCAAGCGCUGGGAACACUCCGGACCUGAAUGCUGCCGAUCGCGCGGUGCAAGAGGGGAAGGACUUCAUUGACCAACUUGCACGCAUGACUUCAAACCUGCAGGAGCAGUCGAAUGAUGAACCAGAUCGGCCAACCUAUGCCACAGUUCCUACACAGCUCUUGCUGACAAACCCUCCUACAGCGCCACAAGAGCAACUACAGCAAAUGUUGCAGUCAGCUCCGCCGCAAGGUCUCCAAAAGCUCGUCUCCUAUCUCGCUCCACUGCACAAUCUCUUAAACUCUAUCCCCAAUGUAGCCAAAACCAUGCAGGAACUCGGUAGCCGCCUGGACAUGUUAGAGAAUGGAUCUUUCAAUUAUGUUCAGCCAGAGGAUCUCAACCAAACUUUGGAAAUGUAUGAAGGCAGGCUCAUCGAUGUAGAACAGCGCACAGGCGAACACGACAGGUUGCUUCAGGCCCUAGAUGACCACGGUAGCAGCACCUCCUUCAGUCGCCGACGCAUUGGCAACGUUACAGCGUCUUUUGGCUCCAACUACUCUGGGGAGUCCACAACCUCCUCGGCGCUGAUACUCGCGGCCAUGGAUCGCCAAGAGACAGAGAUGGAGAUUGAAAACAUCAAAGAGAGGUUGGAAGUGUUGGAGGCGGCUGCACCACCCACAUCACUAAGCCCCUGGGAAGUCGAGGUUGUACUCUUGCCAUGGGGACCUGAAUUGCGAGGUAUCUGGUUCUCGCCUGAAGAGUCGAUGCACGACGCUGUCAACUCCACAACUCAGAGUUCCGAGGAAUGGACUCAAGCUCGCACUUCAAAAUCUGGUAAAAGUCUUCCUUUCUCUGAAGCUCUUGGACGAGACACAGAUUCAAGUCCCUAUCGGCCUGCUCACACCCCAGUCAAGGGGCCGUUGCUCAACCCUACCGGAGGAGGAUGGAGUAGCCAGGAUAUUAGUAAUUGGGCUUCUGGCCCGACGGAUGACUGGCUGUUUCCAAAGGCCUGUGGAAGCAACAAUCUAGUCUACAAGCGACUUCAAAGCAGGGGGUUUGUCCGGAACGUUACGUUCAGAGGCGCCAGCGCCAAAGACAUACAGGACGCAUUGUCGCAUGCCUUCUGCGACGUGUUCGACUACCUCCAGUACGACGACAGCGACGAGAAUCCCAUGAUCGCUGAAUAUCCAGGUCUGCGGGCUCCGUAUAUCCCAUUGCGCAAGGUACUCAAAGAGACGCGACUGCGUUUCCUUACACCUGCCGAAAUGUCCAGCUCGGCACUCUGGUCUGCUCAGUUCCUCGCAGCUGGGGUCAUGAUGCGCGUGUCUGGUGGCAAGAAGAGGUUGUAUGUAACCGUUCGUGAAGCCUAUACUCAGCAGAUCGACCGCAACGAAUUCGUCAUAAUGGAGCAGUCGUGGCCUGAGUUGAGACAGCUCCCUCGCUAUCAGCCUGAUCAAGACUCGAAGAUGGAUGGUAACGAUGAACAUUGCCAAACUCAUGUUCCGGAAGCAGAUGCAAAGGAAGCAUGCUGGCAAUUUGUCGAGGCAUACGAUGCUCCACCUGCUAGCGUCCAUUCUUCGUUUGGCAGCGCUCAAUCUCUACAGCUGUCGAUGCGACCAGCUGAUCGACAAUGGCGAAGGUCAAUCACUCCAAACUCCAUCUUGAAAAAACGGCAGUUGAGGCCCAUCUCUCCCGUGAGCGAGAAUCUACGACGUCCAUCUUAUUGCCGCGACCGUACGGUAUCUACAUCCGUUGUAGAGACAUUUCCACCUGGAUCAUCAAAGCGUCGAUACAAUUCGUCUCCUGUAAAGCAGUCCUUUGCUCCACAGCAUGUAUCACGUACGCCAAGCCUGUCGAUGGUACGGCCCAAGCGACGCAGGGUAGCGAGCUCCUCUUCCCCACAGCUAAACCAAGAUGCUGUAGUGGAUCCACAAGUGCCAAUUUGGAACGCAACUCCUCGACGCUCGCGAGAACCACCUUCGCCAUUCUUCUCCUCGCAACCUCCACUACAGAGGUCAACAUCAGAAGUUACCAGCAGGCCAAGUCAGCGCUCUGUCGCCGUGGCAGGCAAAUCGACACCUUUUGCGUACGCCACGCCACAUUCAGGGCCCGUUUUAGGUGGACCUGCCUUUGAUGCCUACAAUAACGGUGGCGAUACUGAGCCCGAUGAUGACGACAACGAUGCGUAUGAUGGUGACGACGGUGAACAGAGCUGGCAUGGUGUCACGGACGGCGACAACGACAGUGUCUCCGACUCAGCCCGCGAUGCUGGCGCUGGCGCGCAAGAGGCAGGAAGCUUCUCAGGCGACGACAGUGGUUUUGAUAGUGACAACAGCGAUGCGCAAUCAGACGAGGAGGCCGAGGCACAUGCGCAACGCCCACAAGACGAAGAAGAAGACGAGGAUGAAGAAGAUGUUUUCGACUCCCUAUUGAGUGUUAUCGAAGACUAG
Pyrenophora tritici-repentis Pt-1C-BFP is the source of this 3384-nucleotide messenger RNA. Lineage: Eukaryota; Fungi; Ascomycota; Dothideomycetes; Pleosporales; Pleosporaceae. The record is from RefSeq and is a predicted model, not a curated record.